AUGACUCACAUGUUAUCACCCGAGCAUGCCCUGCCACAUGGAUAUAUAGUCACUGAUGCCACGUCAUCAUAUGUGGCACGACAUGCUGACAUGACAAUUGCGUCAUUAUUCAUAUGCGCAUUGUCUUUGUCAAAAUUAGCUGAAGAGUUGGGUAGAGAACCCACAUUGGACGAGGUAUUUCUAAGAACUCAUAUUCGUAAGAAGGACUCAUCUUGGGUUGAUCUUAGAUCUCAAAACACUUAUGAUAGUUUUCAGAUGAAGUUGAAUCAGGCCUCGGAAGGUGCGGAUGAGAGUGGCUCCCAAAUGGUCGACUCUGCGACUCGUUUAAAGAUGUGGGCCCAAUCAGCUGGGGGGAAAAAUCGAGGACGUCUCUAUGGUGUUGGAGAUAGGUCCUCGAAUUAUAGACCAGGUGUUUCAAGUCUCGCCCCAGACACACUUGAGGAGCGAGCAAAGGCAGCAGAGGAUGAGGUUCGAAAUACAAGGGAGCAACUUAGGCAAGCCGAGCUUAAGCGACAAAAAGAAGUUUAG
Molecule: messenger RNA, 528 nt
Organism: Trifolium pratense (red clover)
Lineage: Eukaryota; Viridiplantae; Streptophyta; Magnoliopsida; Fabales; Fabaceae
Exons: 3
Coding region: 1-528 (175 amino acids)
Source: RefSeq, a predicted model, not a curated record